Xylaria bambusicola is the source of this 795-nucleotide messenger RNA. RefSeq lists its product as uncharacterized. The record is from RefSeq and is a predicted model, not a curated record. The coding region runs from base 1 to 795 and encodes 264 amino acids. The transcript has 3 exons. NCBI's taxonomy places the organism in Eukaryota, Fungi, Ascomycota, Sordariomycetes, Xylariales, Xylariaceae.
AUGACGGACUCAGUGCCCACUGCCCAGCUCGCUAUCUAUGUCGUUCUCACUAUCCCUGUCCUCUACUUGCUCGUCCGUCACUGGCCGACUGGCUUAUUAGGAUGGUUCUAUUUGUUUACCUUUACAACUCUCAGAAUUGUUGGCGGGGCUAUAUCUAUGGGUAGUUCCUCAACAUCCGGAGGCGCAUCUAUCAUAUCUUCUAUUGGAUUAUCUCCUCUUCUCCUCGCUACUUCGGGCAUCCUCCAUGAAGCGAGAGUGUAUCGCGGAUUGAGAAGACCGAAGCUCGAAUGGUGGGUGAUAGGCUUAUUCCAUCUAAUCGUGGCCACGGGCAUUGCUCUGGUUGGUACUAGCGCCUCAGCUUUGGAGCAGGGCUCAAAUGCCACACAGAGCGACUUAGUACUAUUGAAUAUAGGCAUAGCUCUGUUAGCAGCAGCUUGGCUUAUACUCUGUUUCUGGACGGCCACAAGCUUCCUGCCUAGCCAACACAUACAAACGGCUGCAGCACAUGUUGAAGGAACUCUUCUCCUCUAUGCUAUCGCCUUCUCACUCGUGCCGACUGGGAUACGUGUGGUAUACACGGUGGUCGCCCUGGUCAGCCAAAAGCCAUACUUAAACCCCGUUACAAGCUUUCUGGCCAUUCGAGUCAUUCUCAGCUUACUCCCAGAGCUCAGUGUGACCAUUCUGUUUAUCGUUGCUGGCGUACGUUCUAGGAAUGCGGUACGGCAAUACCGAGAGGACUCGCAGCGGAAGCACCACGUCAGGGAGAGGAGACGUGCCGCUUCCGCGGAUUAUUGA